AGUGCAUGAUGCUGUGGAUGUUGUACAGGUGUGACGAGGACAGGUGUGAGAUCUGUGCUCGCAGGAUCCAGGUGUGUUGGAGAUCUCAUCAGAACAGGAAAGUGUUUAAGCUGCUCAUGAACACCGUGCGCUCAGCUGUGAGGCUUCUGUACACUUUAUUACACUUUAUUACACUCACUGUUCACUGGCUGAAGGUCACUGAAGGUCACUACAGUCACAGCAAGGUGUGUGUGUGUGUGUGUGUGUGUGUGUGUGUGUGUGUGUGUGUGUGUGUGUGUGUGUGUGUGUGUGUCACUGGGUUUGCACAGGAAGAGUGUUUGACCCCUGCAGUCCUUCGACAGCUCAGUCCUCGAGAAGCAAAUCUGCUCAGAGACCCGAGUCUUCAAUGUAAAGUCCGAAUCAGAUUUUCAGGUCCUCAGUUUCCUCCUGUAAUUGUAUUUAAGAUUUUCCACACAGGAAGAGGAGGAAGUUACCUGUCCGGGAAAAAACUCUUCCAGCCGUCCAAUCAGGCCACCGCAGACACCUGUAGGAUGAUGGGAAACAGGAAGUUCAUGGACCUGAUGAUGGAGGACGAGAUGCACUGGCAGGGUCGUACCAUCUCACAUCCUGCAGACGUCACGUGUAUGAGAGACUACAUGCAGUACUCGAGUCACCUGGACGAGUUACCUGCGCAUGUGGGCGGGAGAGAGAACGCGUGGAGGCAUUUAUCUCUGAAGGUGCUGAGCCGUGAUGGAGGUACGGGCACCACAGACGGCCCCCUGAGGGAGGAGCUUUCAAGAGCAACGGUGAUGAGACGACCUGAUCGACCAAUCAGGUCCCCAGUUGCCCCUCCGUCCUCUGCAGUGUCCACUCCGGGACUCUGGACUCCAAAACGGCGCUUGGCUCGAGCUCGGGCGCUUGCUGACCGCAUGAGACGCGUUUACACACUGCGAGAGGAAGAGAAGGUUAAAGAUGGAGAUCAUGAGGAAAACAGGACUCUCAGGCUGGAUCACAUGACCGACGGUCAGAUGAACAGACCUCACGCAGCUGAUGACAAGUUCGUGUUUAUUCCUGCUGCGUCCGAAUGUUUGGCCAUAAGCGACGUUUCAGACUGCGAGUGGGAGGAAGAGGCGGAGCUACUCUGCUCCUGGUCCAAUCAGCUCACACUGGACUUGAUUUAAUUCAGCUCAGACUUCAAACCGCACAACAAUUCAGUUUGUUCUGUCUUUC
Messenger RNA from Ictalurus punctatus (channel catfish), 1209 nucleotides. It is a transcript of the gene c28hxorf58, whose product is annotated as chromosome 28 CXorf58 homolog. The record is from RefSeq and is a predicted model, not a curated record. The transcript has 6 exons. Gene Ontology annotation, molecular function: protein binding. Bases 6 to 1160 code for a protein of 384 amino acids. NCBI's taxonomy places the organism in Eukaryota, Metazoa, Chordata, Actinopteri, Siluriformes, Ictaluridae.